CCGCCGUUCGGCGCGCUCCGCGGCGGCGGCAGCAGCGCCGGCGGCGGCGGCGGCGGCGCGCCGUCUGCAGCUGCGGCCACGGCCGGCAGGGCUCUGCCCGGCAUUGUAUCCGUUUUGGGAUUUUGCGUCGGCGUCGCAUGGAUCGACACCAUCGCCGGGGAGGUCGUCGGCGCCCUCAGCUUCCUCUCAGCUCUCGCCAGCUUCCCGGCGGGCGUCACCGGCCUGACGCUGCUCGCGUGGGGCAACUCGCUCGGCGACUUUUUCGGCAACCGAGCGAUGGCGCGGGCCGGCCACGCGAGCAUUGCCACGACGGCCUGCUUCGCGGCGCCGCUCUUUAAUAUGCUCAUGUCUUUGGCGCUGGGUUUCGGGGGCUACCUCGCACGGCACGGCGCGGGCGCGCUGCGCGUGUCGCUGACCCCCGAGGUUGGGCUCGGGUGCGGCUUUCUGAUAGUCUACAAUCUCGCGAUCAUCGCCGUCGGGCGCGCGACGGGGCGGCUGCCAUGGUGGUUCGCGGUGUUCGCAAGGGUGUGGUACGGGAUUUAUUUCGUCGUCGCGUGCGCCUCGGGGUUUGGCGCGUUUGGGGGCGGCGGGGGCGGCGGUGGCGACGGGGCCGGCAGCUCGUUCUGA
This is a messenger RNA of Monoraphidium neglectum, 627 nucleotides long. RefSeq lists its product as hypothetical. Gene Ontology annotation, cellular component: membrane. The transcript has a single exon. Gene Ontology annotation, molecular function: monoatomic cation transmembrane transporter activity. Gene Ontology annotation, biological process: monoatomic cation transport; transmembrane transport. The record is from RefSeq and is a predicted model, not a curated record. The annotation marks the transcript as partial. Lineage: Eukaryota; Viridiplantae; Chlorophyta; Chlorophyceae; Sphaeropleales; Selenastraceae.